AUGAAAUCAAAUUGUCCAGAAUCUUUGAAUUUAAGACAAAAAAAAUUUGCACAAGUAGCAAUAAAGUAUUGGGAAGAAGCAUUGACAGUCAAGAAACCUGGAAGUGGAAAACAACUAGCAAAAAGGUAUUGUGAAAGUGGAUACUAUUACACAGCUAUUGGGAAUAACUCCAUAUUUUGUCGUCAGUCGAUGUGCAAACGCGAUGUUAUGUGCGGACGGGUGAAAAUUCCAGAUCAGUAUGUAGGGGAAUGUUAUCAAGAAUAUUAUAACCGAUUACACAGAACUUACAAUAAUGGAAGUGGAAUACCAUCUGCCGGUUACAUCCUACUUGUUGAUGCUAUAAAUUCACGUACCUGUUCUGGUAGUACAGCAGCAUUUGCAUCAUCAUGUUUAAUGGAUGAGGAAACAGAUAGGCCAAUUCUCGGAUUUGUAAAUGUGUGCCCAGGAAAAAUGGGAGUUGAUUAUCCUGAAGAUAGAAAUUCACUUGGAAUUUUCUUGCAUGAAAUUGGUCAUGCACUUGGAUUUUCAUCAUCCAACUUCCCUUUUAUGCGCUUUCCAAAUGGGAAAGCUCGAACUCCCAGGGACGAUAAACGUAAGCCAAAGUACAAAGAUCAAUAUGGAAAUUAUAUUCCGAGCGGCAGGAAAAUUAUCCCAUUCUGUGACAAUGUCAAUGAAGCAAGAUGUCGGGAUGCAUUCUCAUAUGGAACGUGCAGUAUUUUAAGAUAUCAAAAUCCAGUUCCCAUAGAAGAUCGUUUCUUUCUAAAAGCCCCAUUUGAUACUCAAUAUGGUCCUGAAUAUUUCGGUGGGGAAGAUCCAUUUAAAGAUUAUUGUCCAACAAUGGUUUACAAGUGUUAUAAUGAUGGAACACUUGGUUUAUUCUUUAAAGAUUCAACUGUGAAUUGUACCAGGAAAGAUCUGCCAGUACGUUUUAAUGUAACUGAUGGAAAAUCGAGACUUAGUGGGGAAAUCUUAUGUCCUAAUGUUAACAGGUUUUGCAGGGAGCAUGGAUUACCUAUUCAUUCUGAUAAAAUGAAUAAACGAAACAUGCAUCCUCGAAGAUUAACGUUCUAUCCAUAUUUUACUGAAAGUUUUCAUAGAUUGCAGUACUCUGUCAAACUUUUGGAAUUCGCACAUCAGGCGAUGCAAUUCUGGAAAGAAGCAUUAACAGUUAAAAGACCAGAAAAAACUAAUCAACUUGCUCAAAGAUAUUGUGAAAGUUCCAAUAACUACAUUACUUAUCCAAAGGAUUCUGUUUGUAUUGAAUCACGAUGCCAAAUUCAAGCAAAAUGUGGUCAUGUCGAUGUCCCAAAUGAAUAUUCAUCUGAAUGUUCAGAAAAGUACAAUGGAAGGUUGCAUAGACUAUACACUAAUGGGAGUGGAAUUCCAUCUGCUGGUUAUGUCCUACUUUUUGACGGUUAUCAAACAAGAAGCUGUACUGGCAACGUAGCAGCUCAUGCUGGAUCUUGUUUAAUGGAUCUAGAUACUGACAGACCAAUUCUUGGAUAUGUUAAUGUAUGUCCAGGUAAACUAAAAAUUGAAUAUCCUGAGAAUAGAUAUUCACUUGGAAUUUUCACUCAUGAAAUUGCUCAUGCACUUGGAUUCUCAUCAUCUAGUUUUGCAUUUAUGCGCUUUCCUAAUGGAACUGAACGAACUCCCAGAGAUCAUUGGCACAAACCGAUUCACAGGGAUAAACAAGGUUAUUAUAUACCAAGCGACAAUACAAUGAUCAAAAUUACAAGGGAAUGGGAAAGUGCAGAAGGAAUGUUUAGAAAGGAUUUUUACUCUUUCGUUACACCAGCCAUCUUGAGAGCUGCAAAAAAGCAUUUGAAAUGUGCACGUUUAAAUGGAGUUGAUUUAGAAAAUCAAAAACAUCGUGGACCAAUUAGUUCUCAUUGGGAAGGGAAAACAUACGGAACUGAAAUAAUGACUGGAAGAGUAGAAGUAGACUAUGCUGUAUCUAAUUUGACUUUAGGUUUCUUUGAAGAUUCAGGAUGGUACAUCGUUAAUUAUGGAAAAGCUAUGAUUUGGGAAUAUGGUAAAAGAUUAGGAUGUGACUUUGCUGAAAAAAGUUGUUACGCAUUUGCUGAAAUUAAAAGACGCAGGAACAAAACAAUUCAUCCAUUCUGUGAUAAAGUUAAUUUAGUAACAUGUCGGGAUUUAUAUUCAUAUGGAAUAUGCCGUAUUAUUAAAUAUAAUCAUGAAAUUCCCCCUGAAGAUCGUUUUUUUAAAACUCCUCCAUUUGAAACUCCAUAUGCAGCUAAAUACUUUGGAGGUGAUGAUCCAUUUAAAGAUUAUUGUCCAACUCAAACUUUUGUUAUGAGUUCGAUGAACGAUAGAACGACAUCAUUUUGUACACAUCAUGAAAACACAGAAAUAACACGUGAGCAUAGAGUUAUCUCGUUAUGUGAUAUGUUCUUAUUCUUGAUGUUAAUCAGUUUCUAA
Messenger RNA from Schistosoma bovis, 2442 nucleotides. NCBI's taxonomy places the organism in Eukaryota, Metazoa, Platyhelminthes, Trematoda, Strigeidida, Schistosomatidae. The record is from the annotation of a GenBank genome assembly.